Molecule: messenger RNA, 2025 nt
Organism: Cheilinus undulatus (humphead wrasse)
Lineage: Eukaryota; Metazoa; Chordata; Actinopteri; Labriformes; Labridae
Gene: rnf114
Product: ring finger protein 114
Exons: 6
Coding region: 42-725 (227 amino acids)
Biological process (GO): protein polyubiquitination; ubiquitin-dependent protein catabolic process
Molecular function (GO): ubiquitin protein ligase activity
Source: RefSeq, a predicted model, not a curated record
ACGGGAACGGUUGUUGGGGGCUGACUCAGUGAAGAAAAGAAAUGGCGAUGCUCGGAGGACUUAACGCCGCACAGCACAAGAAAAACGCCUCUGAAGGAAGCAGCGACGUUUCAGAGUUUGUCUGCCCGGUGUGUCUCGAAAUAUUCGACAGUCCCGUAACUACACAAUGCGGACAUACGUUCUGCCAGAGCUGUUUGCAGGAGUGUCUGCGUCCACAGAAGCCUGUUUGUGCUGUAUGUCGGGCAGGGCUGGGGCACUGGACUAAAGCUGCAGAGCUUGAGGCUGUCAUUCAGUCAUCUGUGGCGUCUUGCAAAGGAUGUGGAGCCCAGGUUGGCCUGUCUCAGAUGAGAGGACACACAGCUGCAUGCUCUAAAUACCAGGAGUACAUUGAAGAGGGAGUGAGGACCACUGCCCAGAGCCAGCCUGCCAUAAUCAGUCCUGUGCCAAACCGCUACACUUUCACCUGCCCAUAUUGCCACUGCCAGAACCUCGACCAGGAUGGCCUGGUUGAACACUGCACUUCCCAACAUGCUAGAGAUACACGCCAAGUGGUGUGUCCCAUCUGUGCCUCAAUGCCUUGGGGGGACCCUAACUAUAGGAGCGCUGACUUUUUCCAGCACCUGAAGAUCAGACACACUUUCUCCUAUGACACUUUUGUUGAUUACUCCACAGAUGAGAACACCAUGAUUCAAGAGGCUCUACAGCGCUCCCUAUUGGACAACUGAUGUGUAAAAAAACAAUCCACCAGAGGAGGAAGCAAAUUAAGUGAAGGGAAGAUGGUGGCGUGACGUCUUAAAAAGACAUAACACACUGUAUCAUUCACCUAUUAUAAGGAUUGUGAUGCUCUAUUAUUAGGGGUAAUCAGUUUUGCUGGGGGGCAGCCUCGUUACUAUGAAUCAAAAGGCUUAUACUGAAAAAAUCAAUCACGCAAUGUGACUACAGAACACAUUGUACUGUCUGAUUAAGGAGCGAUACAUGAUUUGAAAACCUUGUAUCCUCCCCUUGUUAAGUUCAGUCUGUAGAUUUAGAGUUUGAUUAUUAAAGUUGUUAAGCAGGUUGUUCACUGAUGACAUGGUGUAUUAUGGCUGAAAAAACUUCCGAAGUUGUAAAAAAAAAUCCCCCAUCAUUAAUACUUGCUAUGAAAGGGGUCAACCACUAUGGGGCUGACUGUGGCCAGCAAACAAACUUCUGUGUUAGAAGUUGUCAAGUAAUAUUAACAAUAAUAUAUAAUAAUCAAGUUUGGAGUGACUCUGCAUGUUUCGCCCCAAAAAGAGGGAGUUUUUUUAGCAUAUGAAAGUUUUGUUUUUUAUGCUGUCUGUGUGUUUGUGUGGGAGAGUGUGCGAUCAAUCUGUUUUCAGAGAUCUACCGGAAAGAAUAAAUAAUGAGGGUCAAAACAAAGCCAGAAGUGGCUGUUUGCUUUAUUUUCACGUUUAUCCCUUAUGUCUUUGUGCCUGCUGGUAGAUCUUGUUUCUGACUUCCAAAUGUCAUAGGGCUAAUAGUUCAUCCACUGAACCAAAAGAUGCAAAUAGAAAACCAUCAACUUGUCCCGUCUGUGAUCUUAUUUUUCCUUUGGUGAGAACUUUUGUGCAUGUUUUACAAUGGCCAUGGGGGGCAGCAGAGUUCUAUCACUGGCUGUCAGUUCCAGCUGCAGGCCCUCAUUGGCUCUGUUCUGAGACAUAAUCCAACACAGAUUUUGUUCUAUAAAUGUGCUUUUCUUAAUGUGUUCUCCGGCUUUGUUUUAAACUGGAUUUCAAUCAAAUACAUCCUAUAAAAAUGUCUUUAGAAACUGAGGGUAUAGUGGGAUUAUUAUUUAGAGUUAAAACAGAAAAAUCACAAGUUCACUUUAUGGCGGUUGAUGAUAUGACUUGGAUUAGAUUUAAAUGUACCUUAUUGUAUUGUGCUUUUUCAUGCCCAGUGUAUCUCUGUUGUCUCAUCACAUAUAAACUCCAGUUUGAUUUGCUGGGUUCUUUUAUUCGUCUUGAUCACUGCCAGUUGUUCUGAAAAAUAAAAAAAUACACAUGGUUA